Molecule: messenger RNA, 3163 nt
Organism: Cariama cristata (Red-legged seriema)
Lineage: Eukaryota; Metazoa; Chordata; Aves; Cariamiformes; Cariamidae
Gene: NEK9
Product: NIMA-related kinase 9
Exons: 21
Biological process (GO): protein phosphorylation
Cellular component (GO): centrosome
Molecular function (GO): ATP binding; protein kinase activity; protein kinase binding
Source: RefSeq, a predicted model, not a curated record
GAUGACUCACUUGUAGUGUGGAAGGAAGUGGACCUGACCCGGCUGUCAGAAAAGGAACGUCGUGAUGCUUUGAAUGAAAUCGUUAUCCUUGCCCUGUUGCAGCAUGAGAACAUCAUUGCGUACUAUAAUCACUUCAUGGAUAACACCACGCUGCUGAUUGAGCUGGAGUACUGUAAUGGAGGGAACCUCUACGAUAAGAUUCUGCGGCAGAAAGACAAGUUAUUUGAAGAAGAGAUGGUGGUUUGGUAUCUCUUUCAAAUUGCAUCAGCUGUGAGCUGCAUUCAUCGAGCAGGAAUUCUUCACAGAGAUAUAAAGACAUUAAAUAUCUUUCUAACCAAGGCAAACCUGAUUAAAUUGGGAGACUAUGGAUUGGCAAAGAAGCUGAACUCUGAGUACUCCAUGGCUGAGACUCUGGUGGGAACUCCAUAUUACAUGUCGCCAGAACUCUGCCAGGGUGUGAAAUACAACUUCAAAUCAGAUAUUUGGGCUGUGGGCUGUGUCGUCUUUGAGCUGCUUACUCUGAAGAGGACCUUUGAUGCUACUAAUCCCCUGAACCUUUGUGUGAAGAUUGUACAGGGAAAUCGCGCCAUGGAGGUUGAUUCCACUGUCUAUUCGCGAGAGCUGAUCCAGAUGGUGAAUUCCUGCCUUGAUCAGGAUCCAGAGAAGAGACCCACUGCAGAUGAGUUGCUUGAACAUCCCCUUCUCAGCAAACGCAGGAGGGAGAUGGAAGAGAAAGUCACACUGCUUAAUGGGCCAAAUAAGCGACCAAGGUCAAGUACCAUGAAUGAGGCUCCUAUUGCAGUGGUGACUUCGCGCACUAGUGAGGUGUAUGUUUGGGGGGGUGGGAAAUCCACCCCCCAGAAGCUGGAUGCCAUCAAAAGUGGCUGCAGUGCACGCCAGGUGUGUGCUGGUAACACUCACUUUGCUGUGGUGACAGUGGAGAAGGAGCUCUACACCUGGGUGAAUAUGCAGGGGGGCACCAAGUUGCACGGGCAACUGGGACAUGGAGACAGAGCCUCCUACCGGCAGCCAAAGCAUGUUGAGAAGCUUCAGGGAAAAGCCAUUCGCCAGGUGUCCUGUGGAGAUGAUUUCACAGUGUGCAUCACAGAUGAAGGCCAGGUGUAUGCCUUUGGCUCAGACUAUUAUGGAUGCAUUGGCGUUGACAAGGCUUAUGGCUCUGAAGUGCUUGAGCCGCUGCAGCUGGAUUUCUUUCUUACCAACCCUGUGGAGCAGGUCUCAUGUGGAGAUAACCACGUGGCAGUGCUGACCAGGAACAGAGAAGUUUACACAUGGGGCUGUGGAGAGUACGGGCGCUUGGGCUUGGAUUCAGAAGAAGAUCACUACACCCCUCAGAAGGUGGAUGUUCCGAAGACCUUAAACAUUGUGUCCGUUCACUGUGGCUGUGAUGGGACUUUCCUGCUCACCCAGACAGGCAAAGUGUUGGCAUGUGGACUCAACGAGUUCAACAAGCUGGGCCUGAACCAGUGCACCUCAGGGAUAAUCAACCAUGACACGUACUGUGAGGUGCCAUAUGCCACUUCCCUUACUUUGGCCAAGCAGCUGUCCUUUUACAAGAUCCGCACCAUUUCUCCAGGGAAGACACACACAGCUUCCAUUGAUGAGCGAGGCCGCCUGCUGACCUUCGGCUCCAACAAGUGCGGACAGCUUGGUGUUGGGGACUAUAAGAAGCACCUGGGAAUUAACCUGCUGGGAGGCCCCUUGGGGGGUAAGCAGGUGAUCAGGGUUUCAUGUGGAGAUGAAUUCACCAUAGCUGCUACUGACGACAACCAUAUCUUUGCCUGGGGUAAUGGCGGGAAUGGGCGUCUGGCAAUGACAUCGACUGAGAGAGCUCAUGGCUCGGAUAUUUGUACCUCAUGGCCUCGGCCAAUAUUUGGAUCGUUGCAUCACGUUCCAGACCUGUCAUGCCGUGGCUGGCACACAAUCAUCAUUGUUGAAAAGGUGUUGAACUCUAAAACAAUCCGAUCCAACAGCAGUGGCCUGUCCAUUGGUACUGUGGCUCAGAGCUGCACAACUGGAGGAGGAGAGGAAGAGGAUAAUGAACAGGAAGCGGAGACCCCCAAUCCCAGUGGAGGCUUUCGGGGAACCAUGGAAGCAGAUCGUGAGUUGGGGGGCUGGAUCAGCACCACAGAAGCUAAGGGAGGCAACAGUGCUGACAGCAGCUCCUGCCCUGGCUGGCUGCGGAAGGAGCUGGAGAAUGCUGAAUUCAUCCCCAUGCCUGACAGCCCCUUUCCUCUGAGCAUGGCAUCUUCAGAGCCCGAGAAGGAGACUCUCCCUUACCAGAAACUUCAAGGACUCAAAGUGGCCUCUGAGGAACCUGUUGAAUCAAACAAGCCCAAAACAGAGCCCUGGCCCACUUGCCUGAGUCCAACCUUGCCGUGCGGUGAAGGGAAGGUCGAGUCUCCUGUUGCAGGCUGCAUGUGCAGUGCUCUGCAGGUGGAGGUGAUGCACCUCCGAGGCCUGGUUUUACAGUGUCUGGAUGAUCAGAAGAAGCUGCAGCAGGAAACUGUUCGUCUGAGUGCCCAAGUCCAGCAGUUCUGCAGGGGGACGGAGGGAAUGCAGCAGGUGGAGGUUCAUUCCAAAGGAACACAGACGGCCAAAGAGGAGGUGGAAGUAGAUCCGAAACCUGACUUGGAUUCAGAUUCCUGGUGUCUCCUGGGAACAGACUCAUGCCGCUCCAGCCUCUAGUCUCCUGAGCCCACUGGGAUCCAUCUAACUUCACAGCACACUAACCGAAUGCAGAGAGCGGCUUUCCUGGCUUCAGGUCACUCGCAGACAAGGAGCGAGGCCGGAGGCUCCAGAGCAGCACCCAUGUACGUUUGAUAUGAACUAGGAGUGAGUUUGAGAGGGGAAGGGCCCCUGAGCUCUAGGCCAGCUCAGCGAUUGAAGCAGCAGCAGCUCCUCUUUGUACCUUAUCCGUCAAUUCUGCACAUGAGGCAGAACGGCCCCAUUAUGGCGAUGGCUCCAGUAAUGGCUUGUGGCCCUUUCAUUGUUUCACUGCUUCUUGGGAGCUGCCUUUGGGACCCCAGUAUUCAUCACUGCAUCUCUUGGUGAGAGGAGGAGACAUGCUUUGUACUGAAGCUGGCUGAACCCUAAGACUCGCCACCUUCACUUCGGAGGGGUGAAGGACUAGGAUCCUCUCCCU